GUUAAACAUCUCAUUUCAGUACGAGGAUGUCGUCCGGGGAAGAUCGUUCAGAUGACUGAAGCAGAAGUUCGGGGCUUAUGCAUAAAAUCACGGGAAAUAUUUCUUAGCCAGCCUAUUCUCCUGGAACUAGAAGCACCUCUGAAAAUUUGUGGUGAUAUUCAUGGUCAGUAUACAGACUUGCUUCGAUUAUUUGAAUAUGGAGGAUUUCCACCAGAAGCUAAUUAUCUUUUCCUUGGAGAUUAUGUAGACAGAGGCAAACAGUCUCUGGAAACAAUUUGUCUAUUACUGGCAUAUAAAAUCAAGUACCCGGAAAACUUUUUUCUCUUAAGAGGAAAUCAUGAAUGUGCUAGCAUCAAUCGGAUCUAUGGAUUCUAUGACGAAUGCAAACGGAGAUUUAACAUUAAGCUGUGGAAGACCUUCACAGACUGUUUUAACUGUCUGCCUAUUGCAGCCAUUGUGGAUGAGAAGAUCUUCUGUUGUCACGGAGGACUGUCUCCAGAUCUCCAGUCAAUGGAGCAGAUCCGGAGAAUUAUGAGACCUACAGAUGUUCCUGACACAGGCUUGCUGUGUGACCUGCUGUGGUCUGAUCCAGACAAAGAUGUGCAAGGUUGGGGUGAAAAUGAUCGUGGGGUUUCUUUCACUUUUGGUGCUGAUGUGGUCAGUAAAUUUCUGAAUCGUCAUGAUCUGGAUUUGAUCUGUCGAGCUCACCAGGUGGUUGAAGAUGGAUAUGAAUUCUUUGCUAAACGGCAGUUGGUCACUCUAUUCUCAGCUCCAAAUUAUUGUGGGGAGUUUGACAAUGCAGGGGGCAUGAUGAGUGUGGAUGAAACUCUGAUGUGUUCCUUUCAGAUAUUGAAACCAUCUGAAAAGAAAGCCAAGUACCAGUAUGGUGGACUGAAUUCUGGGCGUCCAGUCACUCCACCUCGCACAGCUAAUCCACCGAAGAAGAGGUGAAGAAAGGAAUAAUAUAGAAACACCAUCAGAUCUGUCAAGGACAAAACUCCAUAUUACAGUAUAUAAUAAGUGUGCACUGUAAAACCAUCCAGCCAUUUGACACCCUUUAUGAUGUCACACGUUUAACUUAAAGAGACGGGUAAAGGAUCUUUAUUAAUUUUUUUCUAGUAGAAAGAUGUGCGACACUGUAUUGUAACAAGUAUAGCUCCAAGUUCUAAUAUCCACCAUAGAGUAAAAAA
Molecule: messenger RNA, 1190 nt
Organism: Pterocles gutturalis (yellow-throated sandgrouse)
Lineage: Eukaryota; Metazoa; Chordata; Aves; Pterocliformes; Pteroclidae
Gene: PPP1CB
Product: protein phosphatase 1, catalytic subunit, beta isozyme
Exons: 7
Coding region: 52-951 (299 amino acids)
Biological process (GO): regulation of circadian rhythm; circadian regulation of gene expression
Cellular component (GO): nucleus; cytoplasm
Molecular function (GO): protein serine/threonine phosphatase activity
Source: RefSeq, a predicted model, not a curated record